UUCGAUCAUUCGUUCAUUCCGCUCUCAUCAGUCGUGGUUGAUAACUGUUUCGGUGUAGACGUAUGUAACGGCCUUUUACAUUCCCGCGCACGAACAUAAUUAAAUUUAACGUAUUAAUCGCGGCGAAUUUGUGUUUGUGUAGUGUUUUAAAAUAAAAUUAGUGUUCGACAAUCGAGAUAAUUUGCAACUAGUGGUUUUGUCUCAGUGCGCUGCGCGAUUGGAUUUUUUUCGUCUUGUUUUUUGUGAUGGCGUAGCGUGAUGGAGGGGGAGUGCUCUGAGGGCGCGGAGGGCUGGCUUCUAGUUCGGGUCCACGUGCCCGAGCUAAACGUUCAGAAAAGCCUGCAGUUCCCGAGGGAUCAGCUAGUUUGGGACGUGAAGCAACAGUGCCUUGCCGCCUUGCCUAAGGUGGCAACUUGGUACAGGGAGUUGAAAGAGAGUUUCAACUAUGGUCUUUUCUGCCCUCCUGUCAAUGGGAAGGCGGGUAAAUUUCUCGACGAGGAACGGCGACUCGGCGACUAUCCUUUCAAUGGACCUGUAGGAUACCUUGAGCUGAAAUACAAACGCCGCGUUUACAAGAUGUUGAAACUAGACGAGAAGACACUGAAGGCUCUGCACUCGCGCGCAAAUCUACGAAGGUUCUUGGAACACGUCACGCACGGACAGAUCGAUAAAAUCACUAAAGCUUGCGCCAAAGGACUCGACCCCAAUUUCCACUGCCAAGAGACGGGAGAAACACCAUUAACAAUAGCCGCCGGUCUAAAGUCGCCCGCGAAGAUUCUUAUAGCCCUCGUCAACGGCGGUGCGUUACUCGACUAUCGAACGAGAGACGGCAGCACCGCUAUGCACAGAGCCGUCGAGAAGAACUCCCUAGAGGCAGUGAAGACUCUUCUGGAGCUGGGCGCGUCGCCAAACUACAAAGACGGAAAGGGAUUGACUCCUUUAUAUCUAUCGGUGACGAACAAAACGGACCCGCUGCUGUGCGAGACGUUGCUGCACGACCAUGCGACAAUCGGCGCCACCGAUCUACAGGGGUGGCAAGAAGUUCAUCAGGCUUGUCGCAACGGCCUGGUUCAACACGUGGACCAUCUGUUGUUCUACGGUGCCGAUAUGAACGCCCGCAACGCGUCCGGGAACACUCCGCUGCACGUGUGCGCGGUCAACGCGCAAGACUCUUGCGCCAGACAACUCCUCUUCCGCGGAUGCGACAAGGAAGCGCUCAACUUUGCCAACCAGACGCCUUACCAGGUGGCUGUCAUAGCUGGAAAUUUGGACUUGGCCGAAGUGAUUAAAAACUACAAAUCUGAUGAAAUCGUUCCGUUCCGGGGUCCGCCCCGGUACAACCCUCGGAGACGGUCGGCGGCGGGGGGCUCGCUGGGGGGCUCGGCGGGGGGCUCGCUGGGGGGCGCGUGGUGGUGCAUGCGCUCGGCCGGGGACCGCUCCUCGCUGGCGUCGAGCACGCGCGUCCCCGCCGCGCCCUCGCCCUGCAGCCUCGAGCGACCAUUCUCGUCUGCCUCAUCAAGCAUCAGCGACGCCAGCCACCCGAGCCACGAAGACGACGCUAGCAUACUCACAGGGCCGACGCUAAUGUUGACAGAUAAGAGCGCCGGCGACGCUAGCGACAUCAUAUCGGACUCGAGCGGGGUGGGCACCAGCAACUCCGACACCACCACGUGCUCGCUGCAGCCCUCCAGCACCGCCGUGUGCCUGCAGCCCUACGAGGGCGCCGCCCCUGGCCAUCUCAGGCUCAACCAGGGCGACAUCGUCGAAGUAACGGCGGCCUCCGACGACGGGCUGCUGGAGGGCUGCGUCAGAGGCUCGGGCGCCGCCGGCCUGUUCCCAGCGCACUGCGUGCAGGAAGUGAGGCUCCGGCAGAACAAUGUACAUUUACAUCAAGUGCUAGCAUCAGGUCCUAUCCACCAUUCGCGAGUGACUGGCAGAAGGGAGAUGGCGCUUAGCAAAACGUAUAGUGCAACUGCGCCUAGGAUAAAGAAAUCGUACGGCGGCAUGGAGUGCCGCACGGUGGUGCUGCACCGGGCGCGGCGCGGGUUCGGCUUCGUGCUGCGCGGCGCCAAGGCGUCGUCCCCACUCAUGGAGCUGCGCCCGUCGGAGCGCUGCCCGGCGCUGCAGUACCUGGACGACGUGGACGCGGGCGGGGUCGCCGACCGCGCCGGCCUCGCCAAGGGGGACUUCCUAGUAGCGAUCAACGGCGAGGACGUGUCGGCCGCGUCGCACGAGCACGUGGUGGAGCUCAUCCGCAACUCCGGCGCGCUCGUCUCCAUGACCGUCGUCUCGCUCAGCUCCUCGCAAGGUGGGGCUCUGUGCGGUAGCAACGAGGGUAGCGCGUGCGCGGUGCCGGCCGGCAAGUCCCAGAGCCAGCUGCCCAACAGUGGGAGGCCGUACGCCGCCACCUUACCUAGGAAAGCAGCCGGAGGCCGCAGCCCCGCGCCCGCGCCCCCGCGCCGCGACCCCCGCACCACGCUCAGCGUGGGCCGCGCGCGAGCCAAAUCCAUGGUCGCCGGACUCGAGAACGGCGGCGAAAAAGAGGAGAGCUGCGAGCCGCUGAGCGCCGCCGGGAAGUCCUCGUCGGCAGAGUCUGUACAGCAGCCCGGCGUCGCCAGCGCAGGCGGGGCGGGGGCGGCGCCGCGCACGGCGUCGGUCCGGCAGCGGCCCGCGUCGUCGCGCAUCACGGCCGCCGAGCUCGAGGAGCUGUUCCAGCGGCAGGCCGUCGCCGACGCUCCGGGUGGAAACAAUGCGAUGAUGAUACGUUCCGCCUUCCAAGGAGGAGCGAACUCACCGCCCUAUUCGCCGGCCAAAGGACCCGGUAAGGUGUACGCUUCCGUCGCCGAAAUGAAGAGGUCUCGAGCCAAGUUGUGGAGCAAGUGCCCCGGCACGCUGCGGCGCGAGUUCCACUCGACGCCGGACCUGGCCGCCGAGCUGGCGCCGCACCCGCCCCGCACGCGCUCCACCGACGACGUGCACGGUUGCGGUCGCGUGCCCCCCCCGGCGCACCCCCCGCCGCCGCCCCCCGGGUCGGUCCCCGCGCCCCCCGCGUCCACGUUCCGGCCGGCGGAGGACGCCAAGCUGUACGCCGCGCCCGCCGCCCUGGCGCCGCUCGCCUACCGCGCGCCGCCGCCCGCGCACAACAAUCGCAAGGCGGUGUCGGCGCGCUCGUGGGCGGGCCCGGCGCGCGCGCGCUCCGCCGACGAGGGCGGACAGUACGCGCAACCCUUCCCCAAGGGCUUUGUCAGACAGAACUCGACCCCUGCGCCGCCCAUCCCGGAGCCGGACUACAGCAUGUCCGAGUCGGACGAGGAGGACGCGGCGCGGCCCCCUCCCGCCGCCGAGACCAGCGCCAACAGCAAUACCAGUGGCAGCAGCUCGGGGUCGAGCUCGAUGCAGCACUCGUUUUCGGUGGACGAGAUACAGAAGAUCCGCACGAGACUGAAGUCGUCCAAGUCGUGCGGCGACGAGCUGGGCGGCGCCGAGCGCGACGACGGCGACAACUCAUCCUCCGGCGUCUCCUCGGACCAGGAGGCGCAGGCGCGGCCGCGGCGGGACAAGGUCUCCUUCUGCAGCUCCGUCACCGUCAAGUCGUCCAACGACGUCAUCAGCACCGAGCCCGUGCACAGCUCGUCGGAGAGCCUGGCGCCCGCCGCCGGCGUCAUGCAGCGCCACAACUCGCUCACCCGCAAGCGCGCCACGGCGGCCGUGCUGCGCGGCGCGGCGGGCGCGCGGGGCCGCUCGGCGGCGGAGCGGCUCGGCGUGGACGUGGACAAGGCGCCGGGGCGGCGGGCGCGCGCCGCCGUGUUGCUGGCCGAGCUGCCGCCCCCGCCGGAGGAGCCGGCCGCGGCGGCGGAGGGCGGCGCCCCGCUGCUGGCGCCGCCGCCCCAGUUCAGUGACCGCGUGCGAGUGGUGGCUGCGCUUCCGAAGCAGCUGGCCCGUCUGCAGUGAGCUACCGACUAUACUUAUUCGUAUCACAAUAAAUCAAUUAAGAUGUUUCCUGUAGCCUAUUUUGUCGAUCUGUCACCGAAUCUUGUUCCGUGAUCGCGUCCCGAACGACAGACGCCAUGUCGAAAACGACCAGUUUAGACUCGAACUGGAUCCGGCAUCGGACAGUGCCAAAAGGAAUCUAUCAUCCCAUAGAUUGUAUAGCUCCAUAGUAGCGCGCUCCAGGACGUCCUCGUCACACGCAAAAUGUGUCCCCGAGCCGCGUUCGACGGCCGUCGUUCUUAUGAACCGUAGAAUAAUAAAUAGUUCUUCAAAUUUUUUUAAAAAUAUUUUAUGCAUAAAAUCUCUAAGUUGUAUGUAAUGAAGCUCGCCAUCUCUAGCAAUGUUAUGAUGUGCAAAGAAUAAAAACUUUUUAUAAUCAAACGACUAAAUGAAACCAAAGAUUUAUAGUAUUUAUUGUUGAGGAGUUAACAUUGAUAUAGUUGAAAAUAAUUUUAUACAUUCCCUCUUACUGAUGUGUAUUAAUCUUCUAAUUUAGUUUGAUAUAAAACUUAUUUAAAGUAAUUGCCAAACUUUUGUGCUGAAGUUUGAUGUAGCUGCAAGUCAGUGCAUUUUUAUUCAUAUUUAAUUAAUUAUAUUAUAAUAUACAUCAUUUCUAAAUCUGGACAACAUAAGCAUACAUUUUUGUUUAAUUUUUUUUAUGUGUAAUAAACUACAAUUUUUAGGCAAUUAUAUAUUUGAAAAAUGUAUAUCUUAAAUAAAUAAAUAAUAUAGUAAUUUUUUUAAAUAAAAUAAUGCAGAAAACAUAAUCAAAAACAUUUACAUAAUUUUAAGUUUCAUCUGAUGAUGAACUGCCAUCGUUUUUUUUCGUUUUUCAGUUUCUCAGAUCAAUUCUCAGUCCAAAUUACAAAUUUAUCUUAAUUUGUCCAUUAACUGAUUAUAUUUUUACUUAUAAACCUUAACUAAGAACAUUCAAAACUCUAACUGUAUUUGCUUUGACUUAUAACUACUGAAUGCUAUAUACAUACUUAUCUAUGUUGUUACUUACUGCACAGCUUAAAACACUUUAGUUUGGCAAAUACUAAUGUGUCAAAUUUAAAGCCUGUUCGUUUUGUCCUUAUAUUAAAGAAAUUUAUAUUAUUUUAAUAUUUUCACAACGCAACCAAGUGCCAUCUACCUUUUCAAUAUAUUUUUUAUAAUAUAUAUCUGUAAAUAAACUAUUUUAAAGUUAAAAGAGUGGACUAGAAACGAGCACACACUCAUCCGGCCAAUAUUAUGUAACUCAAAAUGUAAUAAUUAAAUAUAUUUAAAUACCAUAUUUACAUGGAAUAUGUUACACGUUGUUUCAUUGAAUUGUUUUUUUUUUAUAUUCGUCCAAACGCGAGUCAUAAUAGCCCACUCUUUUGACAGGAAAAAUGUAUAGUCGAAUUAUUUAGUAAAUGUCCCACAUUAUUGAUUAUGUAAUUAAAACAUACUAUAUUAUUUAUUGGCUUUUAAACUACUUCGAUAUAAUCGGACCGGUUGCCGUUUGCACUUCUUAAAAAACAGGUCCAUAUUGCAUUGAAUGGCUUUUAAGUUGAGAUUCGGACUUAAUACUGGAACAACACUGACCCCAUAUCACAUUAAUUUAUCAAAUAUAAAACCGUUACAUAUGCUUUUUAAUAUAAAAUAUUUUUCACAAAAAUAAACAAGUUUAUAGCGGUUUCUUUAAUUUAAUGUUUUCAAAGGAAUCUUGUGGUUUUUUAAUGUCAUGUCCGCAGAUUAGUUUAUUUGUAAGAUGACAUUUCCAAAUCUUAUGUGUAUUAUGUAUCUACCUAUGGAAAUUUCUUUAAAACUGUAAAGUGCUACACGUGUAAGUGCUAAAAAUAAGAGCUCAUUUAGAAAAAAUAAAAGUGAAAUGAAGGGCUAGAAUGAAAACAAAAAUAAAAUCAUUUUGCGAUUACUUUGUGAAUCAGCAAGAUUGCAUUGAUAUUUUUUUAGAAAUAAUAAGUACCUAUAUCACAGUAAAAUAUAGAAAGUAUGAUUCAUUCAUUUUCGUUUGUAUUUAGGUGUACCACUAAUAUGAAUUCCGCGAAACAUAAUAUAUAAAGAAUAGUUAUGGAAAGGCCUGUUUUUAUUCUUUUUUAUCUUUAAUUGAUAUUAACAAAUUUAAGAAUGUCAUCUGAUUUUUACUUCGAUUUUUAAAAAGAAACUAACAACUAGAGCCUAAUUCUUAAGACUUUUCAAAUUUACAAACUUUUUAGAAUACCAAUCAGAAGAAAGUACGUCUAAACGUCAUAUUAAUUGUUUUUUUACGCGUAUAAUUAGAUACAUUCUAGCGACUCGGUAUGCUACAUAGCUACUAAAUAGCCUUCAUUGUAAUAUUAGCACAAUGAGUUUUGUUAUUAUCAUUCGAUCGUCUUGUCACUAUUCUAAGUUGUAUAAAUGUAUUUGUCUGCACAAGGCAUAGUUAGCGUUAAUUGUAUUAGGUAGUAAUUGAUUGUAGAUUAAUACAGGCGGAGGGGAAUUAGUUGAGUUGCGUGUGCCAACGCUCGGCGCUUCAUCAAACAAAUUCUGACAUACAUAUCUACAGGAAAAACUUUUUUUAACAAAAAAAAUAUAGUAACUGUUUUGGACUCAUAAAAAAUAUCGGAAAGUAACGUAAACAUUUAGUACGAUCUGUUUUUUUUUUUUUGAAACGGCCGAGCGUUCGGUUCUAUGCACUCUUUGCAAUUUUGUAUAAUACGAUAUUUGCGUUUUGUGUUUCAUUUGAAUCUCAGCAUCGGACGUGUAUUUACAGCAUGGUAUUCCUUCAAAUGAAAAAUAAAUGUUUCACCAAUUA
Bombyx mori (domestic silkworm) is the source of this 6769-nucleotide messenger RNA. Its product is annotated as SH3 and multiple ankyrin repeat domains protein 3. Gene Ontology annotation, cellular component: dendritic spine; postsynaptic membrane; postsynaptic density. Bases 259 to 3951 code for a protein of 1230 amino acids. Gene Ontology annotation, molecular function: synaptic receptor adaptor activity; ionotropic glutamate receptor binding. The record is from RefSeq and is a predicted model, not a curated record. The transcript is spliced from 24 exons. NCBI's taxonomy places the organism in Eukaryota, Metazoa, Arthropoda, Insecta, Lepidoptera, Bombycidae.